Messenger RNA from Paramormyrops kingsleyae, 3229 nucleotides. It is a transcript of the gene ahr1a, whose product is annotated as aryl hydrocarbon receptor 1a. Gene Ontology annotation, biological process: xenobiotic metabolic process; response to xenobiotic stimulus; regulation of transcription by RNA polymerase II. The record is from RefSeq and is a predicted model, not a curated record. Gene Ontology annotation, molecular function: protein dimerization activity; transcription cis-regulatory region binding; nuclear receptor activity. NCBI's taxonomy places the organism in Eukaryota, Metazoa, Chordata, Actinopteri, Osteoglossiformes, Mormyridae. Gene Ontology annotation, cellular component: cytoplasm; aryl hydrocarbon receptor complex; nucleus.
GUGAGGCGCCGCUCGGUGCAGCGCCGGCCGGGCCAGUGCCGGGUGCACGGGGGUCUGGUCGGGGAAGGAGGCUGGCUGGCUGGGGACACUGCUCUCCGACGGAUCGCUGACAACCUAAUUUGUCCCGAAAUAUAUUUAUGGAGCGGUGCCGAGACAGCGUCUUUUUUUCGAGCUCAUUAAGCUUCUGUAGGCGUCGCCCUGCGGCUGGUUUCCUGGCUGCACCGCGUCGUUGGUUAUAUAUCUGAUUUGUAGUUGUGCGGCUGGGUAUCAUACCGUAAAGCCAGCUUGACACGAGAUACCUGUAUGAUUCUUGGCUAAUCACCGAAAUCGCUUGAGUGGCCCGAUUCAAGCAGGAAAACACGAUUAAUGCGUCGUCUUUCGUGCUGGGCGACGCUUGAUCACUGGAGUUUUUUGCAUUUCCAUUGUUAUUUGUAUAUGUUUGCCAAGAAUAUAAGGCGAAGUCACGUUUAAGGGGAAACAAACUUUUUGUAGAGCUGAAGAUGAGCAACAAUGGUUUAUAUGCAAAGCCAAAGAGGAGAAAGCCGUUGCAGAAAAGUGCAAAGUCCAGCCCUGUUGGUGUCAAAUCAAACCCUUCCAAGAGGCACCGGGACCGCCUGAAUGGGGAGCUGGAGAGCCUGGCCAGCCUGCUCCCGUUUCCGCAGGAUGUCGUCUCCAAACUGGACAAGCUAACUGUGCUGAGACUCUGUGUCAGCUACCUCCGGGCCAAGAGCUUCUUCAGCGUGGUCUUCGGAUCCUCGGACGCCAGAGGCCCCAGUCUGCAGGGGGAGGAGCUUCUGGAAGCGGAGCUCCUGCUGAAGGUGCUAAAUGGUUUCCUGCUGGUGGUCAGCGCCGAUGGAAUGAUCUUCUACGUCUCUCCUUCCAUAAAGGACUACCUCGGCUUCCAUCAGUCUGACGUCAUCCACCAGAGCGCCUACGAGCUCAUCCACACGGAGGACCGGUCCGAGUUCCGGAAGCAGCUCCACUGGGCGUUCAAGCCGCCCCCCAGCCCUCAAGGCAGCCCAGGGGACUCCUGUAAGACCCGACCCCUGAACCAUGAGCCAGCUUGCAAUCCAGAAAAUCUUCCUCCUGAGAACUCAGCCUUCCUCAAGAGGAAUUUCGUGUGCAGGUUGAGAUCUUUUCUGGACAACUCCUCCGGAUUUCUGGCCAUGAAUGUUCAAGGCCGCCUAAAGGUCCUGCACGGGCAGAAGCGCAGGUCCCCAGAUGGCUGCUUGGUGCUGCCUCAGCUGGCCCUCUUUGCCUUGGCCACGCCCCUUCAGCCACCCUCCAUCGUGGAGAUCCGGACGAGGAACUUCCUCUUCAGGACCAAACACAAGCUGGACUUCACCCCCACGGCCUGUGAUGCCAGAGGGAAGCUUGUUCUGGGCUACACAGAGGCUGAGCUUUGUGACCGAGGGACAGGUUACCAGUUCAUCCACGCGGCAGACAUGCUGUACUGCGCUGAGAAUCACAUUCGCAUGAUGAAGACCGGAGACAGCGGGAUGACCGUCUUCAGGCUGCUCAGCAAGCAGAGCCGAUGGUUGUGGGUCCAGGCCAACGCCCGGCUGAUCUACAAGAACGGCAAACCCGACUACAUCAUUGCUUCUCAGAAGGUCCUCACGGAUGAAGAGGGGGAGGACAACCUCAGAAAACGCAAUCUCAGGCUGCCGUUUCACUUCGCCACGGGAGAGGCGCUCCUGUAUGACUCCGGCUUCCUCAGGUCCCUCAGUGAUGCCGGCCUGGGAGGCGGAGUCCCUUCUGGGCAGGGGUCCCUGGACCCCGACUCCCUCCUGGGUGCUAUGCUGAAGCAGGAUGACUCCAUCUAUGUCUGCCUUCCAGGGCAGGAGCAGAUCUCCCUCCAAUCUGGCGAGCUCCCCAACACUGCUGGGGACGCGGGCUCCAUAUUUCACAGUGACUGGAACCAGAACCAUUUGAUAUUUCCGGAAAGUAUUGUCACAGAGCCGGAUAGCCGAUCAGAAGAAGAUAAAAACGGCGACCUGUGGACUUUGAUGAGCAGCUUGGGCGUGUGCAGCGAGGACCUCGAGCUCCUCCAGCAGGACGGGACCUUCUUCAGAGAGGACACGCCUGGAAACGGCGAUAUCGCAGAUGUAGCCGAUGAGAUUCUGGCGUACGUAGGGGAAUCCCUCACGAGCCAGUCUGACUGUGUGCUCGCCGGCGAUUCUGGGAUGGCAGCGUGUUUAACGCAGUGCCAGAAACCUCACAGUCUUCUGUGCCAGAGCCGUCAGGAGCAACCUCCGGAUCCGCCGCGGUGCCCACCGGCACCCGACCGGCAGGACGUGUCCCUGGAAACAUGGACACGAGGAAGGGCGGCGGAGCAGCAGAAUCCGCAUGUGUGUAAGCAACCGCAACUUUUAAUGCAUCGGGAUGAUCUCCUGGCCGACUGUUCACAUCAGCGGCCACAUCACCGGUUGAGCCACGUGCAGGUCAGCGAGGACCCGCCCUCUUCUGUCGCCAUGGACGCUAUGAAUGGACACCCUUCCUCAUUCAAGUUGGAUCAGCCCCACCUGCAGAUGCUGCCCCCCCCAUUAUAUGGAUGCUUCAUUGUGGAGGGGCCACCCCCAGAGCUCCACGACCAGGACGGGCCGGUCUCGGACCCCGACGGCCUGUUCUCAGCCCGGCUGCCCCAAUUCCCGGUGGUUCUGGAGGACCACUUCCCUGCACUGGACCUGGAGGAGCUGCUGGGAAUCCCUGAGCUGGGAGGAGUGGGCGGUGAAGCGUGCGUCACUGUCAACCACCCGCCCGUGUCUCAGUGUGUGUCUGUAGCUGAGCUGCCUGGCCUGGGGGAGAGUCCCGUGCCCCCGCAGGCCCACUUCCAGAGUGGCACCGGUGACAUGGACGCGUUUUCCCAGGACUCCUGCACGCUGUCCUCCUUCCACCAGCAGGGGGGGGCGCUGCACCAGCUUCCCCACAUGAGCGCCCUGUACCCUGACCUGCCCCUGGGGGGCUUUGCAAGGUCCUCACGCCCAUGGCUCGGCUGAGUGGCCCCCGGUGGGGAUUCCGGAAUGAGGGGGGGGGACUUGGCAGUGAUCUCAAGGGACAACAAAGCACAAUGUUGGAGAUGGGAGGCUGGGGUAUAAAUGUUCCCCUCAAUGUAAUAAAAACCUGUUAUUUUGAAGUUGCGGGGACCAUUUUUCAGGUCCCCACAAAGAUCUGUUAAUGCAAUCAAAAAAGUAAAAAUGCCAAAAGUCUUAUAUGUUAUUUGGCUACUAAU